Messenger RNA from Coccomyxa subellipsoidea C-169, 1462 nucleotides. RefSeq names its product UPF0187-domain-containing protein. Bases 155 to 1462 code for a protein of 435 amino acids. Gene Ontology annotation, molecular function: chloride channel activity. The record is from RefSeq and is a predicted model, not a curated record. Lineage: Eukaryota; Viridiplantae; Chlorophyta; Trebouxiophyceae; Coccomyxaceae. The transcript is spliced from 8 exons.
UAUACUAGAGUUGGGUGGUCAAAUAUAUCUAAGGGUGACAAGUGUGACAGUGUUUGGACGUGAAAUUACAACCAAGUCACGACAGUUCUGUCGUGCAUGUGGACUACAGCAUAUUGCACCUUUGGCAACCAUCAAGCCAACGUAGUCUUCCAAAAUGAUUGCAACCAUACAUACUCUGUACUACCAGGCUGGCCUGCAGAAAGGGUUUCAAACUCCACGGCCUCGAUGGAGAAAAUUGCAUUACUCACGAGCUCCUGGAAAGCUUUCCAGGAACUUGCUUGUGAGAUGUCAAGAGACAGAUAUUGAGUGGGUGGAGAGAGCCGCGAUCCAAAGAGAGGCAUGGAAGGAAGAAAGCCGCAAAUACAGGAGAGUAACCUUCACAUACGAUGACUGGGUGGCACACAGGAGCACCACUCGCUACAGCCGUCAUCUCGCUGGUAUUCUGGACUCUAGGAUCUUUCGUGGCCUUUUGCCAACCCUCACAGCUGUCAUGAUGGUUGCCACCUUUGUCUCAGUCUAUGAGACACUACGUGAGGCUGGCAUCCUCAUACCGCACGACUGGGUAGGGUUGACAGUGGAAGCCGGGCAGGCCUUCAAUCUGACAAGCUUUGCGCUGUCUCUGUUGCUGGUCUUCCGCACCAACGAGAGCUAUUCCAGAUGGCUCGAGGCAAGGAAGGCAUGGACCAAUAUUGUCACAAGAUCCAGAGACUUUGCACGCCAGGGCCUGUCCUGGCUGUCUGGGGACAAGCAGAGGGAGAGCAUGCUGGAGAGAUGGACCAUAGCAUUUAUCAAAUGCACCAUGGCACAUGUGCGGGAGGAGUGCGAUCUCCAGUCCCUGCUUGAGGAUGUGUUAGAGGCACACGAAUUGGAGCAGCUGAUGGCAGCGCAGCACAAGCCAAACUUUGUGCUGCACGUUCUGUCAGAGCUGGUGUGGGGCGCUAAUUUGAUGGAGGGCCAAGCUAUGCGGAUGGAUGAGGCGCUGACCGUCUUCGGGGAGCAGGUGGGCACAUGUGAACGGUUGUUGAAGACUCCAAUCCCGCUGAGCUACACAAGGCACACAUCGCGGUUCCUAGUGAUGUGGCUUGCUUUCCUGCCCUUCUCUCUCUGGGAUGCCUGCCACUGGGUCACCAUUCCAGCCUCAGGCAUCAUCGCGUUCCUGCUGCUCGGCAUCGAGGAGAUUGGAGUGCAAAUCGAGGAGCCUUUUGGAAUCCUUCCCCUUGGUGCGUGGAUUCUAUUCCAUACAAUAGAAGCGGAUUCCGUGAUAGACCCUCAAAGUUUUGACUGCACCAUCCAGCAAUCUGUAAAGGGUGCUUUGAGUUUGGCCUUGUUGCUGAGGAUGACUGGCUGUGCCCGCAGAGCUAUUCAGCGAUGUUGUUGUGGGCGAGAUCAGACAGAUGGGGCGCGACACGAGUGUGCAAGCUCUGGUGGAGGCAGGCCUGAAAGGGAGCGGUGCAAGCGCUAA